Messenger RNA from Cladophialophora immunda, 2154 nucleotides. RefSeq lists its product as uncharacterized. The record is from RefSeq and is a predicted model, not a curated record. Bases 270 to 1967 code for a protein of 565 amino acids. The transcript has a single exon. Lineage: Eukaryota; Fungi; Ascomycota; Eurotiomycetes; Chaetothyriales; Herpotrichiellaceae.
CGGGCUGUCAGCUUUCUCUUUGGGACUUGGGAACGGGGUGAAACUCUGAGUCGACGUCGAACGCUGCACUCAAGAAGAAAAAAAAGAAGAAGAAAAAGAAAAGACUACUUCUAAUCCUAUGGUGUCUAUUUCACAGCCAAUUGAUUGAGAAGGGAUACAUAGAUACAGGAUUUGGAGUCCUGGUGUGUGUAAGUGACUCCCCCAUACGACACAAAGCGCUAUAUGCAUCCUCGUCCACCACCUGGGGGCCUUGCACCCUGACAAGGACGAUGCCCGUCGAGAGGCCCUUCGAGGGGGACUUCCUGUUCGUAAACCACAAUGCCAAGCAGAUGAAGGCCUCGCCCAACCGGCGCAAGGUCUUCUCCCAUGUCCAGAACCAAUAUCGCAACUGGAAGCGGCAAGAAGACAUGCGGGCCUUGCGGGCUUCGAUCAAGGCACCUUUACCUGACGCCCAGCCAUCGGUCAAGCAUGCCAGACACGUACAGAGUCCAGGAACGGGGGACUCGGACGCCGAGAGUUGCCAACGAGUCUCUACAAAGAUCGCGAUCCGCUCGCUGAUCAACGACGAGGACUUGGGACGGCCAGAUCAGGCGGUGUCGACGCACCAGGCGCACAUAACACCCCUUCAACCACAGUCCCUCAUGACGAUCUUGGGCAAAGGAAACUCGGACCCCUUUGGUGCCUAUGCGGUCGAGAUCACCCCGACCGCCAACGACAUGCUGAGUUUCCAUCGCGACUUCGUCAUCCCGGCCCUCUACCACACCACCAAGCACCGAUGGAUGACGAGCGCCAGCGCGUGGCGGGACUGGCGCGACUGCGUCGACGGGCUGGGCGAUGGGGUCGAUGGCCUCGGGGACGAAGGCGCCGGGUGCGGAUUCAUCGCCAGCUGCGCGGCCGAGGCGGCCGUCAUCUCGCUGAACCCGGCCGUCCAGAGGCAGGCCGUUUACUACCGGGCCAAGAGCAUGGCUGUGCUGCGGAAACGCCUCGCCACCGGCAUCUUCCAUCGCGGCCAGCUCUACUGGCACAUCCAUCUCCUGGUGGGCGCCGACACACUGAACCGCGACCUGGCCGGCACGGCCGCGCACCUCAACAUGUUGCGGUGGUACUUCGAGCACGAUGGAACCAAGCUGGACACGGAUCUGCUGCUGUACGUCAUCUACUACGAUAUCCACCGCUCGUCGAUGUUCCUCUGCCACCCCGUAUUCGACAUGGACCAGUGGCUCCCCGAGAAGCUGCAGCCCGUUGUCGACGCCGCCUGGCCCUACCUCCCAGACCUGUCUGAAGUGAAGGACCGGUUUUUGGAUCCGUCGAUCGACGACCCCAGACUACGGACGCUGUUCAUCGAGCGGAGAGAGAGCCUCGCGGUGUGGCUGUUCCAAACCGGCGCCGCCGAGGAGUCCGGCGCCCACACCACCGCGCUGAUGGGCUGGUUGCUCGUCCGCGUGUACCUGCACCAGGGCCAGCUUGUGAACUUGUUCCUCGAGGCAAAGGCACGGUCCAAGGCCAUCCCGCCUCCGCGCCCCGUGAACUCGGUCCUAUGCCAGGGCUACAUCUCGCUGGCGACACUGCUCUACGUGCGCGCCAUCUCGUUCAACGCGACCGUGUGCGGCGUGCGGCUCUUCGACGCCACGGCCACCAUCCUCGCCAACAUGCAGGAGAUGCUCCAGCUCAGCGAGAGACCCUCGUCCGCCAGCUCCGCGGACUACGAACGGUACGAGCACGCCCGCCUCUGGGCGCUGUACGUGGGCGCCGCCGCCGAGUUGUUCAUGGACAUGAAGCCCGAGGACGAGACCGGGUGGUUCACCGCGCAGUUUGCCGCCAAGGCCGUCAAGCUGGGUGUGGCCCGGUGGGAUGAGGUGAGGAGCGUGCUGAGGGGCUUUCUGUACACGGAUACAAUGCAUCCUUAUGGGGAGGAGUGGUUUGCUAGGGUGUUGAGCACCGCGAGGAAGAAAACGGAAGCUGGAUGAAUCCUGGUGGGCAAGGCGCCUGGAGGUGUGCGUGGCCUGUCUUCUCAUGAACUUUCUUUGAAUGGUAUGCAUAGCUCUUACUGGUCUUUGGGAGGUUGUUUGAGCAUCAAGCAAGCGAAUCUGGGAGCAUAAGUCAUCUCCAGCGUCGACAUCCUUAUAUACGCACUUGCUACAGACAUGUAUUUUC